UAUCCUCUACCUUCCUGCUUGAAAACAUUUAAAGAAAACGUCAUAGCAACAUGGGCUGUCGAGGCAGAAAUUGUGAGGAGCAGCGGAGAGUCAGCUGCCUGGUUAGUACGGGACAGUGGUGGAACAUAUAAAAUCAGCGAAAAGCUUGAAGACCGCUUCGAUCCGGGGUUUAAGCCCGCAUCCAUUGUAACCGUUACGGUGCCCGGUAAACCGAAAGACGGGUUGUUUACAGGAAAUGCUGGAUUUUCAACCUCUGAAAACAAAGAUGACUUAUAUUUUGUGCAUUUCGUUGUCGGUAAUGAAGACAAGACAAAGCCAGCAGACUAUCCAAUCAAACAGGAGAACGAAGAAGCAGAAUUUGGCAAAAAAGAAGCGAACGUAGCUAUUUUGCUCUCGAAGAUUAUAGCAGCUUCAAGAAAAGCUAGCAACGGUGCCCCACAGUUUGUAGUAUUUGCACAACCGUCUCCCAAAGACAAGCGAAAGAAAAAAUUCGAAACAUCCAAGGCUGAGAGCUCUAGGGAUAGUGAUGAUGAUGAUGAUACUCUCCUGUCGGAGGAGGUACCUUUGAAAACAAUAAAAACGGAUCUACUAGAGGGUCCGGUCUUCCAUAAAAGCUUCAAACCGCCAAAAUUCACUUCCCGACAACAUCAGAAAUCCUCUCAGAGUCUAGGUCCGGACAGAUCGGGUGAACAACUCUUAGUCUCUGGUGUUAACAACUAUUAUCCCUCUAGUGACGAUACCGGUUUUCAACAAAGUGGUUCUAGCGAGAGUGGAAGUGUAAUUCCGUAUUCCGGAUCCGCUCCUUCUCCAACUGUACCCAACUAUCCGCAUCCACCCCCUGCCUACAGUAACAGGGAAGUUUACGGUCAACAGCCACCACCUUACUACCCCCCACCUCCAGAAAAAUCGUACGAUAGUAACCGAUGGGGAAGCAGUGGGGGUUAUGAGGGCUACAGUAGCAGUGGAGACUACGGUUAUGGUGGAGGAUACAGUAGCUACGGAGGAGGACAUCCUCCAAAUAAAGGAAUCAGUAUCCAGUUGAAUGGCGGUGGAGGAGGGCACAAUGCGCUGGCAUCUUUAGCUAGCCUCUUGUUGCCGAGCCUUGGCAAGCCGAAGGUUAAUCUCAAUGGAAGAGUGGUAUUUGGAGUUGUUCUGGAUAAAGGAAUCGGCCUUGGUGGUGGUGGUGGUUAUAGCGGCUGA
Messenger RNA from Limulus polyphemus (Atlantic horseshoe crab), 1200 nucleotides. RefSeq lists its product as uncharacterized. The record is from RefSeq and is a predicted model, not a curated record. The transcript has 3 exons. Lineage: Eukaryota; Metazoa; Arthropoda; Merostomata; Xiphosura; Limulidae. The annotation marks the transcript as partial.